CGGCCGAGAUGAGCGGCUGAAAAUUCUCGGAGGCCGAACUUGGUUAGCGACGCUAGCGACACACUUGUGCCACUCUCCUUGCGCAUCGGCCACGGCGUGGCAUCGGCGCAGCUCGCCAACGCGCUGGCGCGUUGCCAAAACCCAUCGUUGGCCAAAACGGCAUAGUUGCACCCCUGGUUGUACGGUUUGCGGUUGUGUUCGCCCUGUACUCUUGGCAGCGCCCAGCGUGCGUCGAAGUACGUGCAAGCCGUAGAGUUCCGUCAAGCAAAGCGUGCAAGCGGUCGAAAAGCUUCGGUUGAUGGCCCAUCAUUGAAGUCACAGGGUGCUGUGCGACGCUCUUUUUUUGUGUGUGUAUACGGACGUUCUUAGUACGGUAGUGUACGGCGAUGGCGUCUUCACGGCCUCGUCGCAACUGCGUGCGGGGUCUUUCAGCGGAGGCUAUCGACUUACUCGAUGUACCGUCAGACAGCAUGGAUGACCCCGACGACCCUGACUUCAUGCUGGGCUCUGACGAGCACCACCACAAGACUGCGCACACACCAACAAAGAGGGCGCGCCGUGUUUCGUCGGGCAGCUCGAGCACUUGCAAUGAGUCGCAAUUGGUUCCCCAGCCACCGAAGAAAGUUGUCGCUCCAGUCGUGCAGGCCUCAACGCCAUCAUCAGGGACCAUAAUAACCGUGGUCAAACCAGGGUUCACCGGGUUGGAAGAGGCAAACAUCACACCGCCCACCCGCAAUGGUGGGACUAGAUACAUCUGCUGCGUGAAGAACUGCACCUCGCAAGGCCUGAGCAACCUGGAUGGGCUCUGGCUGUUCCCGGUUCCGCAAGACGAGCCGACCCGUAAGCUGUGGCUUGAGGAGAUUUCCGUUGACUUGGGCGGGAACCGUCCCGCCAGCCCUCGUGUCUGCUACCGCCACUUCCACGACAAUUUGUUUGUGCGGCAUCAGCAGCGCCUGCUAGGUCUACAAAAGGGCGCCCUUCCAUCCAGGAAUCCGAAAUCGACCUCAAAGAGCAACAGCUCCAAGAACUACGUCACCAAAAUUGCACCAGCAACACCCGUGACCGCCUCAGUACCCGCAGGCACUGUCGCGACGCAAUCCCAGACUCGAGUGUCGACGGUAUCCAUCACGAAAGGCCAUGAGAUGACACCGUUGCCGCAAGUUGUCGGCAGAGUUGUGCGGAGCCCAGCUCCGUCAAGCACGACGCCCCCCAUGCCGAUGAACGAAAUAUUCAUCAAUCUCCCCUUGGAAAAAGCGGCUGGGGACAUCAAGGUCGAAGGUCAAAAAUCCCAGACGGCCGCGGCCUUGUGCGAGACGCCGCCAAACGGUCUCGCGUCUUGCGCCAACAAUUCAUUGUCAUUUCCAAAUGGGAGGGGACCACAAGAGUGUGGUGGGGACGUGGCAAACGACGACUACGAGCUCACACUCGCAGACAUUGAAGAGCAGCUGCCGUGCCCCGUCCCAGACAUGCAUUGGGAUUCCAGCCUGGACGACAGCGAACUGCACUUGGUUUGGAACAAUGGGCCCGACACGAAUACCUGCAAGAAGGUUGUUCUCGACCGGGAGCGACGAGUGAGUGUGUACGUGGGUGAAAGACAGGUGGUACUGACUGUGCAAAAGAUUACGGACAUGUCCAGUCUCAAGCAGCUCUUUACUGAACUAGGCAAGUUGUAGCUGGCCGGUCAUCAUAGUGUCCAGCAUCGUUCAAGGCAGCUUUCAGAUGGUCGUGUUUUUCGUUUUAAGUUCAUUGUUUAAAGAAAGGCGGCUUCCGAAAGUGAAUGCAGGUUGUAUACAUUCAGGAAGAUAUUAGUUUACAGUAC
This is a messenger RNA of Rhipicephalus microplus (southern cattle tick), 1819 nucleotides long. RefSeq lists its product as uncharacterized. Lineage: Eukaryota; Metazoa; Arthropoda; Arachnida; Ixodida; Ixodidae. The record is from RefSeq and is a predicted model, not a curated record.